Molecule: messenger RNA, 499 nt
Organism: Erigeron canadensis
Lineage: Eukaryota; Viridiplantae; Streptophyta; Magnoliopsida; Asterales; Asteraceae
Exons: 3
Coding region: 80-247 (55 amino acids)
Source: RefSeq, a predicted model, not a curated record
ACCACUUGCUUUCAGAUAACAAAAACCCACCCAAUAGAGAAGUCCACCGUAAAACAACAGAACAGAGAGAAGGAGAGAAAUGAGGAAGUUCGAUCCAUGGGGCGUAUUCUUCAAGAGGGAGUUCAAUCGCAACUGGCCUUUCCUUGUCGGUUUCGCUGUCACAGGCACCAUCAUUACCAAGUUCUCCCUUGGCCUUACUGAGGAAGACAGGAAAAACUCCGUCUUCGCCCAACGUCACAAGAGGUGAACAUCCUAUGGGGGGUUUCAGGCUGUCAUAAUGAUGAAGUAUCGGAACGUUGGUUUUUAUCGUUUCCAGUAGUAAUAAAGAUCUAAGAUUGCAGCUUCUUUUGUUGAACAUGCUUCAUGCUACUUUAUUUCUUCUAUUUGAACACUAGAUACAUUGAAUUUUGUAUUAUUGUCUUUAAUUUGUUCCAAGGCUUUAUCAGAAUCGUGAACAGUGAAUAACAAGAGGUACACAAACGUGUCAUGUUGCUAUGAA